AUUAUUCAUAAGCUCGACCUUUCAAUUUUUUCCGGAUUCAGUUCAAAAUCGACAUUACAAAAAUAAGGUGAAAUGGCGCAGACCCUCGUCAAAUUUUUGGGAUAUUCCCUGCAUCUCGUAAUUUUAUAUUACGGCACUUUGAGGCUUUUGAGUGAAUUGGGAUACCUUCCGACAGGAUUAUUUCUCGGACUGGGUCUGAUUGCGGUGGUUCAUUACUUCAGAAUUCCCGCACCUAGUCAGAAAGAUGUGGAGGCGAUACUUGGCAAGGAUUUGUCGGAUUUGUCACCCGAAGAGAUGAAAACAGCCAAAUUUGUGGAAGUGGUUGGGCAUAGAGGUGGUGGCAUAGAUGCCCCAGAGAAUACGAUAGCAGCUUAUAAAAAUUGCAAAGAGAAUAAUUGUAAUUAUAUCGAAUUCGACGUUUGUGUAACUGCAGACAACGUUCCUGUUGUCUUCCAUGACAGAACAACUGGAAGACUUGCUGAGAAAAAUCUAGAAAUAAGCAAGACUAAUUGGGCUACCCUGAAAAAAUUGAACCUCUCAGCGAAACACCCUAAUAGAGAGAGAUUUCCAAGAACUACAAUAUCCACCCUGGAUGAAACAGUGUCCCACCUACUUUCUGCAGGACAAAAAAUGUUCAUCGAUGUCAAACACAAGGAUCCAAGGCUUAUCAAGGUGAUUUUGGAUAUUUACGAGAAGUAUCCACAACUUUACACAAAUGCUUUAGUGACUUCAUUCUUCGCUACAAUGAUCUACAGGAUCAGAAGAAGGAACCCAAGGAUUGUCGCUGCUGUAGCGUGGUGUCCAGAAGUGAUAUACUAUGCGUCCAAAGUAUCAUCUGAGGGUGGCCCUUGGUAUGCUAAGCUAAUUCUUCGCGUCUUGGACGUUAUACACGAAUGGUUAUUGCCAAGAUUCACUUAUUUCCUGGUUGGUUUUUCAGUUUUGCUUCUACACAGAUAUUCUAUGAACGUAAAAACAAUAUAUGAUUGGAAGCAGAGAGGUGUAAGAGUGAUAGCUUGGACUUUGAACAGAUCGUUAGAUAAGAAGUAUUGCGUCGAAGUCCUGAAGAUACCUUAUUUGACCGAUACAUUCGAAGAUGAUCCUUCUAAGCCUCCUGUUCAUACUGAUGUACCCAAAGAAUAUUACUCAUAUUGAUGGAAAAUAAAUGAAUACAUUAUCAUAUAAU
Coccinella septempunctata (seven-spotted ladybird) is the source of this 1183-nucleotide messenger RNA. RefSeq names its product glycerophosphodiester phosphodiesterase 1-like. Gene Ontology annotation, molecular function: phosphoric diester hydrolase activity. The record is from RefSeq and is a predicted model, not a curated record. The coding region runs from base 73 to 1152 and encodes 359 amino acids. Gene Ontology annotation, biological process: lipid metabolic process. Lineage: Eukaryota; Metazoa; Arthropoda; Insecta; Coleoptera; Coccinellidae. The transcript has 6 exons.